AUCUUAGGUGCCCGCAGGUUAUAAUUAUGAACAGGGUACCUGUCAAUGGAGGUCCACAAUAGCGUACGAAAUGGGUAAGAGAGUAGGUUACUGUGAAUGGAGAUAUACAAUAGUCAUGUGAAUAAGGCGCAUCGAAUGCGACGAUUUGUACGUGACUAUCUUGUGCGAUUUAGUCGAUAGGCAGUCGCUGACUGUAGCGCUCGUCGACUUGAUACCUCUCCCAAAGACCUACGCUCAUGGCCCCAGCUCUGGACAUCCGACACCGGGAUAAGAGCUAGAGCUACAAAAAGUUGCAAUUGCCCUCCAGCGUUCAUUAAGUCCUGAGUCGUUUCGAUGCCGAAUCUGCUCGACCGACUGAAAGACCAAGUGGAUCGGCUCAAAGAGUUAGAAGAGGAACACGACGAUCUUCUUUUCGCCUACAACGAACUUCACGCCAAGCUAGAAGACGAGGUACCAGGAGACGGCGACGUCAAUUCGAAGCUACAGCGGCUCGUGGAAACCAAGAAAGCUCUUGAGAGCCAAACAGACGACCUGAAGAAGAGAAUUAAAGAACUGGAAAAUUCUCUGACGAAGAUGGAAAACAUGAAUCUGGACAAAAUCAGCGAUGUUGGUAAGAGUCUUCUCCAGUCAAUCCCAAAGCCUGACAAUGAGAAACCCACCCCGGAACCUACACCAUCUGAUGUACCAAAUCCUGACAAAGGACCUGCCUUAAAUGGUCCUAGUGACCCCCCAAGUGAGAAACCCGGCCAGGCACCUCCACCAUCUGAUGACCCUGCUCAAGCUUCUCCCGGUAAAGCACCAACUUCCCCAGAUCCGACGACAAACAACGAACCUGCGCCAACUGAACCAGGAAAAGAACCUGCACCUACAACGCCAGCAGAAGAACCUGCACCUACAAAGCCAGCAGAACCUGCACCUACAAAACCAGCAGAACAACCUGCACCUACACAGCCAACAGGACAACCGGCACCUACAAAGCCUACAGAACAACCUGCACCUACAAAGCCAGCAGAACAACCUGCACCUGCAAGGCCAACAGAAGAGCCUGCACCUACAAAGCCAGCAGAACAACCUGCACCUACAAAGCCACAGGAACCUGCACCUACAACGCCAGCAGAACAACCUGCACCUACAAAGCCAAAAGAACCUGCACCCACAAAGCCCGCAGAACAACCUAAACCUACAAAACCAACAGAACCUGCGCCUACAAAGCCAGUAGAAGAGCCAACACCUACAAAGCCUGCAGAGCAACCUGCACCCUCAAAGCCCGCAGAACCUGCACCCACAAAGCCCACAGAUGAACCUGCACCUACAACGCCAGCAGAACAACCAGCACCCACAAUGCCAGUAGAAGAACCUGAACCCACAAAGCCGGCAGAAGAGCCAACACCUACAAAGCCAACAGAAGAACCUGCACCUACAACGCCAGCAGAACAACCUGCACCUACAAAGCCAGCAGAGCAACCCGCACCUACAAAGCCCACAGAUGAACCUGCACCUACAAAGCCGGCAGAACAACCUGCACCUACAACACCAGCAGAAGAACCUACACCUACAAAGCCAAAAGAAGAACCUGCACCCACAAAGCCUGCAGAAGAGCCAACACCUACCAAGCCAGCAGAACAACCUGCACCCACAAAGCCUGUAGAACCUAUACCCACAAAGCCAGCAGAAGAGCCAACACCUAGAAAGCCAUCAGAAUCAGUGCCCACAAAGCCAACAGAAGAACCUGCACCCACAAAGCCAGUAGAACAACCUGCACCUACAAAGCCAGUAGAACAACCUGCACCUACAAAGCCAGUAGAACAACCUGCACCCACAAAGCCUGCAGAAAGAACAACCCGCACCUACAAAGCCAGCAGAACAACCUGCACCUACAACGCCAGCAGAACCUGCACCUACAACAAGCCAGCAGAACAACCUGCACCUACAUCGCCAGCAGAACAACCUGCACCAGCAGAAGAGCCAACACAUAUAAAGCCAUCAGAACCUGCACCUACAAAGCCAACAGAAGAACCUGCACCCACAAAGCCAGCAGAAGAGCCAACACCUAUAAAGCCAUCAGAACCUGCACCGACAAAGCCAACAGAAGAACCUGCACCUACAAAGCCAGCAGAACAACCUGCACCUACAAAGCCAGCAGAACAACCUGCACCCACAAAGCCAGCAGAACAACCUGCACCCAUAAACCAGCAGAACAACCUGCACCUACAACGCCAGCAGAACCUGCACCUACAACGCCAGCAGAACCUGCACCUACAAAAACAACCUGCACCUACAAAGCCUGCAGAACAACCGCCACUUACAAAGCCAGUGGAACAACCUGCACCUACAAAGUCUGUUAAAGAACCUGCACCCACAAAGCCAGCAGAAAGAUCUGCACCCACAAAGCGUCCUGAUGGGCCCACAAAACCAAAGGAAGAACCUGCACCCAUAAAACCCAAAGAGGAACCUGCACCUACAAAACCUAAGCAAGAACCCGUUCCAGCAAAACCACAAGAAGUUCAAGCGGCCCCUGCUAAGCCCAAGAGGCAACCAGCCCCUACAAAGAACAAGAAAGAAACUCCGCCUACCUUCAUAGCACCUUUCGAAGCACCGCCACCCAUUGAGCCCAGGGAGCCUGUCCGUACUAAGCCUAAGAGAGAACCUGCCAAACAGGAAAAGCCUCAAGAAAGUAAGCCAAAACAGGACCGGAAACCUGAACCUGCACCUACCAAACCGGAGGAGAAGCCUCAGCAAACUAAACCCGCAGAGAAACCGAAAGAGGUUAUUGCUCCCACAAAGCCCAAAGAUGAACCCAUUCCCACUAAACGUGCGACGGAACCUGCCCCCACAAAAUUAGAACCUCAACAAAACAAACCCAAAGACGAACAGGUAACGAUAAAGCCAAAAGAAGAGCCUGCGCAGCCAAAACUAAAGCAAGAGCCAGCAACCACAAAACCUAAGGAGGAACCUGCACCUACAAAUAUCAAGCAAGAACCUGCACCCAAAAAGCAAGAACCCGCUCCUGCAAAACCUAAAGAAGAACGUGUGCCCACUAAACGUACAGAGGAACCGGCCCCCUCACAACCAGAGCCUCGACAAACUCCUUCAAAACCAAAGGAAGAAAUUACUUCCACUAAACCAGAACGACGUCCACAGAGGGACCAAAGAGAGCCCCUACCCACAAAGGCAAAAGAAAUGCCAUCUUCCAAACCCCAACCAGAAGUUGCACAAAGGGACACACCUUCUCCAAGAAAACCUCGACAGACGCCACAAACCAAGACAGAACCUGCACCUACAAAGUCAACGAAAGAACCUACACCUACUCAACAAAAGGCUCAAGAAACCAAACCACAAGUGAUAUCUCCAAGACAAUCUGAAGUGUCGUCAAACAAACAGGUCAACAACCCAAACAAACCGCACAGGGCUAAAGAAAUUCCUUAUCAGCAAACAAGACCUAAAUUAGAGCCAGAAAUCCCACAGGAGACCAACCUCGAUGAUGUACCCUUUAAACCCAAAACAAAGCAAGAAAAGCAAAAAGAACCAGUGCGUGAACCAGUGGCCAAAGAAAAGCCAAUACAGCAGGAAACAAAACAACAGAAACCCAAGGAAGAGGACAAGACGAUACUACCAAAGAGUAUUGAGCUGGCUUAUUGGAUGCUGGAAAAAGAACGCGAGAAAGCUAAAGAGGCCUCUAAACCAGACACUUCUCAACCAAAAGAGCAAAAAGAAAAGCACGCAUCUGAGCAAAUGGAAAAGGCAAAGACCAAGCAACCCACUGCAAAGAAAGAGAAGCCAGUUGAACAACAGCCUCAGUGGGAACCCGACAGGAAAAAAUGGGAGGAGCUUCUUACUCCAGAGCCCAAGGCUACAGAGACCGAGAAGAAGGUUACAAAACCAACGAAGGCUACAAAGACACAACCCAAGGUAGAAGUGACGCCUGCAACACCACAAGAAACGACUAAAGAAGAGCCCAAAUAUCCACACGUUUCCCCUAAGGACAUAGAGCCGCCGGUUACACGUGAAGUUGCCCCCGCCAAAGAAGUUCGCCCUAAGCCAGAGGAGUGCCUAAAACCAACUAGUCCCGUCAUGGAACGCAAGAACAUGGGGUCAGCUACGUUUGAUCCCCAUGAGCUGAAGAAGGCCAACACCAGGGCGAGGGAGAGGACGGCAUCGGAAGACUCGGUCGAGGAAAAACCUACCCAAGAUGUUGUUCCAGAAGAAGUCAAACACGCGACCAUCGACAGACGAGAGUUGAAGAAGAUGUUGAAGAAGCAGCCAGAGCCAGAAGACAGCGAGAAGGAAAACCUGGCGGAUACAUCGACAUGGCCGCGAAAGGGCAAGAAGAACAAAAUGGCCACGGUGCAACCAAUCCAGCAAGACGACAAGCCCGAGAAGAAACCGUAUACGAGAGACACGCAGCUGAACCAACUUCGUCAGAAGCUGGAAGAGACAGAACACAAACUGUCGGUGUCUGAAGAUCCAAUUCCAGACAACAAAGCGACGGUCAACAUGGACGCCCUGAAGAUUCAUCUUGCAACAGCUGGGAGCAACGUAUAUUUCUUGACAUUACCGUACAGUACACUGCCACGCGCCAAGAAACCCAAAAUGGUCGACGAGAUCAAAACCUGGGAGGAACCCACCACUCUACCUCGCAUGAAAAAGAAGGAAAAGAAGGCAGAAGAACCAGUGUGGAUAAAGCCAGAAGACAAACCACAGAAGUCUGUGUCCAUCAGCAACACUAUCAAUGUAGGCACUGCAGCGGCGAAGUCGCGGAGGAGGCAUGAACCACAGAUACAUGCCCAGUCUACCCCCAACGUCAAUGAACUGCCAAAGCAACAGUUUAUCCCGAGCACCCUACCGCGACCGCGACCAUCUAAAACGCUCACAGACGAAGAAAGGCAGCAGCGAAAGACCAGGUUGGCUUCUGAGAACACCUGUUUCCAGUGCACGAAGCCGUUUGAGUCUCCGGAUGACAUGAUCUGCGUGAACAGUCUAUACUGCCACAAAACGUGCUACAGCAAGGUGAAGAAACCGAAGAACGUCCCGCCAGUUUUGACCAUAACAAGAAAGCCGCUGGCUUCAUCACCAAUCAACAGUCCCACGUCGUUCCGAGAUCCGUUCAGCCCACCCCCGACAUCGCCCAUGAGCCUGCCGCCCUCCAGUCCUGUCUCACCGUUCCCAGCAGACGCGAAGAGCCCAGGAGCGCUGUCAUAUGCUGCUUCCAUCUGGAGUAGUGCGGAAGCAACCAAUUGCUAUGUAUGCCAUCAAGACAUCCAGGGAAAACGCGCUAUUAGAGUCUUCGGGCAUCACGUGUGUGAGGAGCACUUCGAAUGCUACAUGUGCUACAUCAAGUUCACUCCCAAGAGCAAAUUCUUCAAGCUGGAUUCCCGUCCAGUCUGUCGAAAGUGCUUCCUCUCCUUACCGAGAGAAGUGACCAACCGUCCGAAGAAGCCGUCCUUCGCCAGCGCUCUCUUCUGCAUCCAGGACGAGGACAAAGAAAAGGAGAAGAAGAAGCGAUCCAGCAAACCAUCCAGCCCCAAAACACCUCCGGGGAGCCCCAAGCUGAAGAGAUCGGACGGACGCAAGUCUAGAAGCCCACCGGGAAGCCCCCAGCGACAGAGACCAAGCCCCGGCAGUCCAGGGCGAAGAGCCGCCCCUGGAAGCCCAGGAAGAUUGCCACAAGGAGGUCCAAGACGAGCUUCACCAAACGGUCCAAGUGGAGCAGCUCCUGGAAGUCCCGGUAGAGCUCCUGGCAGUCCGGGUAGAAUUCCACCUGGAAGUCCAAGAAGAAUGUCCCCUGGAGGCCCAAGAAGAGCGUCUCCAAACGGACCAGGAGGAGCGGGUCCAAGAAGUCCCACAGGAAUGUCUCCUGGAUCUCCCGGAAGUCCUCGAAGAGUGGGUUCCUUGCCAAGGGGACAGCAAAAUGCAGUUCCAGGAAGCUCAGGAAACAAGGAAAGGCACGCAUGUCAGCUAGAACGUGCAACACUCAUCAGGUCAAAGCGAUACUCGUUGACAAUGAAAAUGAUUGAUUGUCUUUUUGCCGUCGAGAUCACUCUUGAGCGAGUCUCGAUGCGGCUGGCUCGCAUGAACCAUCGCAACAUGUUCCGCCUGCUGAUCCUGACCAUGGUGGUUUCACUGGUAACCCUUUUCAUCUUCGGACGACAAUACAGCAGGGCGAUAGCGGUAGAGAGGAACGCACCAGACGGCACAGUUUGCGUAGAAAAACGUCGCGUCGCCUUCCCCAAACUCCACAAGGUCGGCGGCAACACCAUCAAGGAAGUCCUGCACCACUUCGGCUUCAAGCGGCGCCUGUCCUUCCUCCUGCCCCUCCCCUUCAACAACAGCGGGCUCUACCCGUGGAACCUCAAGCCUGAGGCCUACCUGCCGCCUCAGGGGGGCGCAUUUGACAUCCUGACGUACCAUACCGUGUAUGACAGCGCCACCUUCCAUCAAAUCAUGCCAGAAGACACAGUGUACAUCACCAUUUUUCGAGAGCCGCUGAGCCACCUUAAGUCAACAAUGAACUUCUAUGGGCUGCCCGAGAGGUGGGGAAUAACUGGGGAUACACCAGUCUCCACUUUCCUAGCCGAUCCUGGCAAAUAUGACCCCAGGCUGAACUACUACAGAAAGUAUCCUGUGGCCUUCAGCAGAAACUCAAUGGCCAUAGACCUGGGUUUUCCUCUCAAGUAUCUAAAGAAGGUUAUGCCAAAAGAUGUGAAUCCACCAGAACAGAUCCAGUCCAUAGUCAACGCCUACGUCACGCAAAUCGAGAAGGACUUCAACUUGGUGAUGAUCAUGGAACAUUUUGAUGAGUCCAUGGUCCUAUUCAGACGUUACAUGUGCUGGGACCUCCAGGACAUCUUGUACUUCAAGGAAAACUCGCAGAGUUACUCGUACAAGCAUGAACCCAUCUCGCCCGAGCUGGUACAGUCUCACAAGAGAUGGACCCCAGUGGACUACGGGCUGUACAGCCAUUUCAACCAGACGUUUUGGGAACGUAUCAGCCAACAGACGCCAGACUUUUGGGACGAGGUCCGCCAGCUGAAAGAACUGAACAAGCAGAUGCACGAUCACUGCGACCGAGGACUUGGCAACCCACCUCUUGUGGUCCCAGCAAGCAAAUGGAACCAACGGUUUCAAAUAGACGACGAGUUUUGCCUCCUAGCCACCAUGAAUUUUAACUGCUAUUACGCGCUAUAUGCAGAACGUAAUGCGCUGGAUCGUAAACUUGCCGAAAGGCCGUCUACGAAACCAACGAGACUAUCUAGGGAAGAUCGCGAGAAUGAAGACAGGCUCUGGCCUUUGUUUAGGAAUUACUGUGUAUGGUGUGGGAGAGUCAAGAAGUACUGUAGGGCACAGGACUAUGCGCUGCAUCUAGAGUACGAAGGCUUACUAAGGGUCCAGUAGAAAG
Messenger RNA from Branchiostoma belcheri (Belcher's lancelet), 7396 nucleotides. RefSeq names its product titin-like. Gene Ontology annotation, biological process: glycolipid biosynthetic process. The record is from RefSeq and is a predicted model, not a curated record. Gene Ontology annotation, cellular component: membrane. NCBI's taxonomy places the organism in Eukaryota, Metazoa, Chordata, Leptocardii, Amphioxiformes, Branchiostomatidae. Gene Ontology annotation, molecular function: galactosylceramide sulfotransferase activity.